UGCGCGCAGGAGGUGUCCUCGCGAGGCCUCCUUAAGACGAGUGGCGCAGGCGCAGUGUCCCCCGGCCAAGAUGGCGGCGCGGUGUUCCACACGCUGGUUGCUGGUGGCAGUGGGGAUCCCUCGGCCGCCGGCAGCAGCGGGGACAGGGGCCCGGCCGCUCAGGGGGGGCGUGGUGGGGGCGUCGCUGGGCCGCAAGCUGAGCAUUACUGCCUGCGCGCCUUCCCUGGGAGCUCGCGGCCCAGGGGCGCCACUGACAUUGAGACCUGGUGUCAGCCUCACAGGAGUAAAAAGUUACCCUUUUGUUUGUACUGCCUCUUUCCACACGAGCACCCCUUUGGCCAAAGAGGAUUAUUACCAGAUAUUAGGAGUGCCCCGAAAUGCCAGCCAGAAAGAGAUCAAGAAAGCCUAUUACCAGCUUGCCAAGAAAUAUCACCCAGACACAAAUAAGGAUGAUCCCAAAGCCAAGGAGAAGUUCUCCCAGCUUGCAGAAGCUUAUGAGGUGCUGAGUGAUGAAGUGAAGAGGAAACAAUAUGAUGCCUAUGGCUCCACUGGCUUUGAUCCUGGGGCUGGUGGCUCUGGGCAGAGCUACUGGAAAGGAGGCCCCACCGUGGACCCAGAGGAACUCUUCAGGAAGAUCUUUGGGGAGUUCUCAUCAUCUUCUUUUGGAGAUUUCCAGAGUGUAUUCAGUCAGCCUCAGGAGUACAUCAUGGAUUUGACAUUCAAUCAAGCUGCCAAGGGUGUCAACAAGGAGUUCACUGUGAACAUCACCGAUACCUGUGAGCGGUGCAAUGGCAAAGGGAAUGAGCCCGGCACCAAGGUGCAGCACUGCCACUACUGCGGUGGCUCUGGCAUGGAAACCAUAAAUACAGGUCCUUUUGUGAUGCGUUCCACAUGUCGGAGAUGUGGUGGCCGAGGCACCAUCAUCACGUCUCCCUGUGUGGUAUGCAGAGGAGCAGGACAGGCCAAGCAGAAGAAGAAAGUGGUUAUCCCUGUGCCUGCAGGAGUUGAGGAUGGCCAGACUGUGAGGAUGCCUGUAGGAAAAAGAGAAAUUUUCAUCACAUUUAGGGUAGAGAAAAGCCCAGUGUUCCGGAGGGACGGUGCAGACAUCCACUCCGACCUCUUUAUUUCUAUAGCUCAGGCUAUUCUUGGGGGGACAGCCAGAGCACAGGGCCUGUAUGAGACAAUCAACGUGACGAUCCCCCCUGGGAUCCAGACAGACCAGAAGAUUCGGAUGAGUGGGAAAGGCAUCCCCCGGAUUAACAGUUAUGGCUACGGAGAUCACUACAUUCACGUGAAGAUAAGAGUUCCAAAGAGACUGACAAGCCGGCAACACAGCCUGAUCCUGAGUUAUGCUGAAGAUGAGACUGACGUGGAGGGGACAGUGAAUGGCGUCACCAACACAAGCACUGGUGGCAGCACCAUGGAUAGCUCCGCAGGAGGCAAGGCUAGGCCUGAGGCUGGGGAGGACAAGGAGGGAUUCCUUUCCAAACUUAAGAAAAUGUUUACCUCCUGAUACCCAGCCGAGGAAAACGGUCCACUGGAAACUAGGUGGGGAGCAGUGGCUUCUCCUCGUGGCCAGGGCACCUUGGAGACAGGAGGAUUCCAGAACAGCAGCAUCGUGCCCUGCCUGCAGAGGCCCUCUGGACCGCCUUGGCAACAGCAAAAUCAUGUGACAACACACCUCUCCACAGAAUGGUCAUGGAGGACAGCCCCUGGGCAGUAAGGCGUGGCACGCCUAAGGGCUGGUAGUAGUUCUUGUUCCAUGGGUGUAACUCAGCCUCUUCUGGCCCAGACAGAGUAAGACAUCUGGACACUUCUUGAAGAGCCAAAACUCUAAUUUGGAAUCAAAUGUGGUGGAAAUCUUAGUAAAGAAUUAAAGGCCAUGCUUACAGCUUAAAAAUGAAGCCUGAAGCUGCACCAAGUUGUGAAGUGAUUAAUUUCCCUCUCAUCAAACCUCCAGGAGGUUCUGGAAUGAGUCUUUCCUGACAGAUUGUCUUUUCCAGGAACUUGCAGCCUGCAAGCCCCCCAUGUUGUCCACCCCUUAGUAGAGGUGUCAUUGCUCUUCUUGGAGUUUAAUUUCCAAGGGUACCAAGCAGCUGGAACGUGGGGGCCUUGCGGCCUGGGGAGGUACACACAAAGAGGGUCCCUGGAGAUGCUACUCCUGAUUUGGGCUGUGAUCUUUGUCAGAACUGAUAGUCCUCCCUCCCACCCCACCGGGGUGGCCUCUUGUCCAUGACUGUUGAGUUCUGUUGUUUGAAGCCAGGUGUGAGUGGACGCCUGCCCUUCUGCUGGACCACAGCCUGGCUAAUGGCCUCCUUAUCCCAGAGCCUUACCCCUACUGCCUGCUACAGCUUGGUUCUCACCACUUAAACUGGUGACACCUGUUUUCAGAAGUGUUUUAAAUUAUUUAAUGCUAAGAAUCAUUGUCUUUUCCUAUAUAAUGUUUGUUCAUAAAAGGAAAGCACAGUCUAAGCAGUUGAAGGCUCUCCACCAUCCAGCCAGAGCAAAAUAGUUUCCCCAACCUCAGCUUCUAGGAUGUGUAGAUUCCAUGUUUCCAGAUCCUCCUGUGUGGUAAGACAGGCUAAUGGAGGACACUUCUGAAUAGUUUCCUUUUUGUUUUCCUACAUGAUUUACUAAAAUAAAGCAACUAUUAGUAUCUGAUCUACGAAUGUAAGAUGAUUCUGUAUCAAUGUAAAAGAUUAUCUACUGCAAAAAGAUAUUUAAUACCUACAUUGUGGUCACUUCUUCUUUGAAAGAGUUCAAGGAGCUUUCUGCAGGUAGCUUAGCAGGGGCCUAUACGGUGUUCAUCUGCAGAUCAGGCUGCCCCACUUUUCUGCUGGCCUUCCUGGAGCCGGCUGCAGAGGUGGCUGACCUUGUCCACAGAGUCAUGCCUGCCUAAGAGCACACUCAGGCUGAUGGAUGGGUAGUGCUUUGACAAGCGCCAGUGCUGUCAAGCCCAGAUCCCAGAGCUUGCCAUGGGACAACGUACUGAUUUGAAUGAAUGUUCUAGAAUUUGGUGCGUGGCUUCUUUUUUGGGAGCCCGUGCCAUGACACAUGUGCAGUGUACCCUCCUACAUCACUGUCUCCCUUGCUAGAUUUAUUUUUCCCUCCAUUAUAUUCGGAGGAAUAUUAACAUAUUUUUUUGUGUUAAAAUUUUUGCUCAUUGUAGUUUGUCUAGUCUGAGCUCCCAGUGGAGACUGUCUCUCAAAAGACCCAAUGCUGGUACAGCUGGAAGGGCCCCCGGUUCUGAGCUGAGCAGCUUGAGGUGUGAGUACACUUGCUGGGUUGGAUGAAGAGGAUGGGAAAGAUCUGAUGGGCAAGAAAGGGGCUCAGCAGUGACCUCCUGCCAGUUUCAGAUACUUGUCCUUCAUUCAGCAGAUGUUUAUUGAGUGCCUGCUGUGGCCCCCUCAGGAUCCUAGACCCAGGCACAGCAGCAGGAAGCUAGGUGGAGCAUCUCCUGACAGCUUAGUUUUUCUUCUGGAGAAGUCAGCCGAGUCCCACUCAUGUCCUGUCUUUUGAAAAGUAGAAGUCUAAAGGAAGACUUGGGAAGAGAAAAGUGAGCUUUCUUGCUAGCAACACCAUUACUGCAGCACUGAGGGUCCUUCCCGCAGAUGUUGGAAGGUGGCAUUGCAAACCUAGUGUGAAGUCCCACUCAAGGCUUGGACUGGGCUUAUUCCCACAGUUGGCUCCUGAGGCAUUUGUCACCAGACAACUUUGCAGCCUGAGUUGGGCCGGAGCGUGAGAUGAGGCAUUUAAAUAUACAACAAAAGUAUCUCUAGGCCCGGAUUGAGAGGAGGGGAGAGGGAGACGGAUGCUAAGAUGGAGCAUUUGCUGAAAUAUUAGGGGGUUAGAUGCAGGAAGGCACCGCCACAUGGGGAUGAGGCAGACUUGGGCACUGAACCUUGUCUCCAUCCCCACCUGCAGGCCUUUGUUCUGAUUUGUUUUCCCACUUGAACCAUCCUCAGGCCUGUGGGUUCUGGUGGAGUUGAGUGCAGCAUUACUUCCCUGUCAUGAAAACCCCCCUCAAUUACAAGAAUCCCUCUUGUCCCACAAGCCUCUAGGCUGCUCCUACAUCCAGGGACUGUCCUUUACUCUGUUCUGUAGUAUUGGAGCCCAUCACUGAAUACCGAGUUCCAUCAGUAGUCAUGGCUUUAGCAGAAGGCAUGUAGCACUCUUGUUAAUAAACACUGUGAAGCCUGAA
This is a messenger RNA of Miniopterus natalensis, 4201 nucleotides long. Lineage: Eukaryota; Metazoa; Chordata; Mammalia; Chiroptera; Miniopteridae. The record is from RefSeq and is a predicted model, not a curated record.